Molecule: messenger RNA, 1748 nt
Organism: Cokeromyces recurvatus
Lineage: Eukaryota; Fungi; Mucoromycota; Mucoromycetes; Mucorales; Mucoraceae
Product: major facilitator superfamily domain-containing protein
Exons: 8
Coding region: 211-1662 (483 amino acids)
Biological process (GO): transmembrane transport
Molecular function (GO): transmembrane transporter activity
Source: RefSeq, a predicted model, not a curated record
AUACAUACAUUAUAUUUAUAUAUACAUAACGCACAUAUACAUACAUUAAAUUUCUUCCCUUCUUUGAUCUAGUAUAAAUUCUUUUCUCCCUUUUAAACACAUUUUCUUUGCUCGAUAAUCCUUUUAGAACUGUUUUCUCUUCUUUCUCUUUCCCCUUUCAUCUUUUGUACUAUUAAGUAUAAUAGGAACUGAUAUAUUCAUAAAUCGAAUAUGAAAAACAUUUUCAUUACCACUCCAGAAUUACCCAGAAAAAAUACAGCAUUUGAAGAAGAUAUUUAUAUGAAGUCAUCAAUAUAUGACAACAGUACAAUUGUUAUGGAUAGUCACUUGACGGAUGCAAGCACUGUAAGCACUUUGAAACCCUCCCAAUCAAUAGUUAGUAGGCUACUACGACGAGUAGACUUUGAGUAUUAUAAAAAGAGUAAAAAUAACGAAAAAGCUUACUAUAAAGAUAAUGAAGAGGACCCAUAUCGUUGGGUAAUAUUAGUUAGUGGAUUUCUUGCACAAGCUAUUAGCAUGUGUACAUUAUCAAGUUGGGGUGUCAUGCAGGAUUAUUUUGACCGAAAAAUCUUUAAAGGUUCUAUGGAUGCUACUGAGCUAAGUUUUGUUGGCACAAUUGGUUUUGCCUUUUGUGGUUUGAUGGGACCCAUUACACCAUUUUUUAUUUCGCUUUUGGGUACUCGAUGGGUAUUAUUUUUUGGUACAAUUCUGAUAUCAGCUGGUCUAAUAUUAGCGAGCUUUUCAACAAAGGUCUGGCAUUUAUAUAUUACACAAAGUGUGAUGCAUGGAAUUGGUGCUGCUCUAUUAUAUAUUGUUUCAAUGUCUAUAUCACCUCAAUGGUUUAUCAAGAGGAGAGGUUUAGCUAUGGGCAUCAUGGUCAGUGGAUCAGGUGUAGGCGGACUAAUUAUGCCAUUUGUGAUGACAGCUUUAAAUGAGUCUUUAGGUGGUGCAUGGUGUUAUAGAGUUUUGGGUAUCAUUUCCUUUGUUAUUAGUAUGUUGGCUACGCUACUUUUAAAAGAGAAUCCUUAUACAUCAACUAGUACAAAAACAAAAUUAAAAGAAAUAGUUGACUUGAAUAUAUGUAAAGACCCAAAAUUCAUUAUUUGGUGUCUUGCUGGAAAUUUAAGUAUGCUAUCCUAUUUUAUUCCAGCAUUCUAUCUUCCAUCUCAUGCAACAAAGAUUGGACUUUUACCAGCUCAAGGAUCCAUCUUAGUAGCUAUAUUUUCUGCUGUUAAUGUAAUAGGUCGCAUUAUUUCAGGAUAUUUAGGUGACCAUAUUGGUGUAGUAAAUAUAAAUAUUAUAUUUUUGUUUAUCUCUGGGCUUAGUUCAUUAUUGAUAUGGACAUUUGCAAACUCUUUUGCUACUCUUAUGAUAUUUAUCAUUAUUUAUGGGUUUAUGAGCGGAACCGUUUUUUCAUUACUGGCACCCAUCACGGCCGAAAUUACAGGUAUGGAAAAAUACCCUUCUGGUAUUUGCCUUUAUUUGUUUUUCAUGACAGCAGCAAGAUUUGGUCCAACUUUAGCGGGUGCUAUUCAAACGGCUACUGAUAAACAUUCUUUUUUUACAUAUCAAAUGUUUACUGGGAUGGCCUUUGUCUUAUCUGCAGUCGUGAAUAUGUUCUUAAAAUAUCAGUUAAAGCCAAGUGUUUUUGCUAAAAUCUAAUGUAUAUAGUAAUAGUAGUAGUCAUAGUCAUAGUCAUAGUAAUAGCCUCAUUAAACUUAUACUACACACAUAUUUAUAAAUUUGUU